This is a messenger RNA of Seminavis robusta, 558 nucleotides long. The record is from the annotation of a GenBank genome assembly. Lineage: Eukaryota; Bacillariophyta; Bacillariophyceae; Naviculales; Naviculaceae.
AUGCCAAACGGAUAUCGUCAUUGGGCGUUCACCUGCAACAAUUACUCCGAUGAGGACAAAGCAUCCAUUGAAAAAGCUGCAAGUAGCUCUAGAGUAGAUUACAUCAUUUACGGGCAUGAAGUUGCAUCAACAGGCACCCCCUACUUGCAGGGACACAUGUCCCUAAACAAGCAAACAUCCAUGAAGAAAACCCUGAAGCUGUUAGGUAUCCAAGCUCACAUGACUAGCGUCAGAAACCUCAAACACAGCAUAGAAUAUUGCAAGAAAGAAGAUGUCUGGGUGCAUUACGGCACCCCACCAAGUCUCACAGCAUCAGGUUCUUCCUCGGGGGUAAGGAACGACCUAAAUUGCUUCAAAGAGGCAGUGAAAUCAGGAACCCUCGACAAGAAAAAGCUUCGAGAAGAACAUAGCAAGGUUGCCGCCAAGUACAAUCGUUUUUUCAAGGAUUACAUUGAAGACAAGACAAUGAAGCGUGGGGUGACAGGGGCCAGUCAGGUGAGUUUAAACACAACUCAGUACUUAUCAAGGUUUGCAGACUGGGCUGCAAAAGCAGAAUAA